Messenger RNA from Cordyceps fumosorosea ARSEF 2679, 2031 nucleotides. RefSeq names its product C6 transcription factor. Gene Ontology annotation, biological process: DNA-templated transcription. The coding region runs from base 1 to 2031 and encodes 676 amino acids. Gene Ontology annotation, molecular function: DNA binding; zinc ion binding. The record is from RefSeq and is a predicted model, not a curated record. NCBI's taxonomy places the organism in Eukaryota, Fungi, Ascomycota, Sordariomycetes, Hypocreales, Cordycipitaceae. The transcript has 5 exons.
AUGUCUGCCAAAGCUUCACCAGCCUCGGAGACAGCAGCGCUGCGGCCAGUCGCAUACUUGCGAGACCUUGAGCGCAAGGCAAAAGCAUUCGAUAAAACCGCGGGACAGAAAGGCACCGCGACUGUCUCCCCGGAAGCUACUACCGCCAUCCUAGACGGAGAUGAUGAGGAUGAUUUUCAGGACGCUGAGCCACUUUUCGAAUCUUUUACGCAUCUUCGCCUCAAUCGCCCAUCGACCACUUUCCAGGGACCAGCCUCGUCCGAUACCUUUCUUCGCAACGUCGGAAAGGCCACCGGCCUCGGGGAUGGGCACGACGGCCUGGACAUCGACCCUAUCCCUUGCGAAGCCCCCGUCACGCUGCCCUCCAAGAAGCGAGUUUUCAGUCCGCAGAUACGCCCGGCGCCUCUCCAUGUCGCACGCCGCCUCUUUGCCGCCCAGUACAGCUUUAUCGGGCCCAUAUUCGCGUUUACCGAGUCUAAGGAAGAAUUCGAAGAAUCGCUGACCAGGGCGUACGGCGACCUACCCGACGCAGACGAUCGGGAGGGCUGCCUGAGAUACGCAAAGCUUCUCCUCGUCCUUGCAUUCGGUCAGAUGUACUCUGUCAACCAGUGGGUGGACUUCAGAGGUCCGCCUGGAUUCGCGUACUUUUCCGAGGCCUUGAACCUUUUGCCAGAAACGCACGAGGACGGAUCUUUGCUCUGUGUCGAGACGCUCGCGUUGGUGGGGUAUUUUCUGCAAAACAUGAACAAGAGAGAUGCCGCGUUUCAGUACAUCGGACGCGCUCUAAGAAUGGCCAUCUCUCUCGGGCUCCAUCAUGAGGUGAAGAGCAUUUCCAGCACCUCGGGCGUCGCUCCGCAGGGGGCGUUGAUGGAGGAUGCCGCAAAGGAGCACAGGCGAAGAACCUGGUGGUCGGUCUAUAGCCUGGAUCGAAUCCUGUCUGUAAAGUCGGGAAAUCCCAUCACGAUACAAGACGAGGAUAUUAGUGUCCGCCUGCCCUCUCGCCUGCCGUCGGAGCCGGAAUACUGCCCAGCCAUCGUGUUGCGACAGUACACCAAGCUGUCCAGGAUCCUUGGUGAGAUACACAAGAAGAUAUAUCACAGGACAAACAAGACUGAACAAACGUCGGGAAAAACUUUGAUGGCCUCUGUUCAGAGGAUUCUGAUUGACCUAUCGAACUGGGACAGCGAGCUGCCGUAUGGCCUCCGCUUUGAUCCCGAUCGGCUGAGCAUCGGCCGAGAAAGCGUGAGCACAUUGGCGCACUACUAUCAGUGCAUAAACAUGACAAUCCGUCCACUCCUCUUUCACGUUGUAAAGGAGAGGCUCGCACUGAUCCGGAAGAGACCCGAAGCCUUGAUCAAAGAAACGGAUUGGAAGGCAGGGUUAUCGCAAACGACGGUGAAUGUCAUUGAGAUGUGCAUCGGGGCUGCACUCGAUAAUAUCAACAUCAUGGUAAUUGCGUCAACCAAAGAUCUUGUCGCCACAUAUGGCUAUAUGGACGGAGAGCACAUAUUCUCGGCGACCAUAGUUCUUGUCAUGGUCUGCGCUGCCUUCCCCACGAACACAAUCAACGUGUCGGCCAUGAACAGCGGGCUCGGACUCCUUCGCACCAUGUCGGAGAGGGGCAACACUCACAUCGGGGCUCGCUACGAGGCUCUCAUUCGCCUCCUUUCCACAGUCAUGCCUGGCGACUACUCCGUACCCGUGAGCACGACGCCGCAGAACCCAGGGCUCUUCUUCCCACCACCAGCAGACCCUUCGGCAUUCCUGGGCGCGGUGUCGCUCGGCGAGAGCGGGGGUGUGGCAUCGGACAUCAGCGCAUACCCGCCGCGGUUCCCCGUCAUUGACAUCCAAGCACUAUCAGAGCCAUUCUAUGAUGAGAGUGGCACUGCAGGUAUGGACUUUGGACUCUGGGAAGAAGGCUUCGCGUAUCCGACCAUGGACUUGGAUCUGGACUUGGCCAGGCAGCAACAACUGCCGGCGGACCUCGUCGGCGACGGUGGCCACUGGCAUCAGGCCCCCGGUGCACAAUAG